Dimorphilus gyrociliatus is the source of this 6018-nucleotide messenger RNA. The record is from the annotation of a GenBank genome assembly. Lineage: Eukaryota; Metazoa; Annelida; Polychaeta; Dinophilidae.
ACAGUUUACGUAUAUAACGAGAAGGCAACUUUGCAGUAGUCGCAGAACGCCUUGCUUCUUGGCAGGUGGAUAAAUAUUAACUAUAUUAUUUUGUAGAUAGAUACUAUUUAAUUGACUCAAUCUAUUUUACAUAGUAUUUUAUUUUUCAGUUUGAGAACUAUGGCUAACCCCGACGAUCCGGAUUAUCCCUAUCUUUUCAUAGAUAGAAAGAAGUUGUUGGAAGAGGCGAAACCUUACGAUGGUAAGAAGAACGUUUGGAUUCCCGAUCCAAAAGAGGGCUAUCUUAGGGCCGAUAUCGAGUCGACGAAAGGAGAUGAAGUUACGGUUUUAACAGAAAAGAUGGAGUCGAAAACCGUUAAAAAGGAGAAAUGUCAGCAAAUGAACCCACCUAAGUUCGAAAAAAUGGAAGAUAUGGCGAAUUUGACCUACUUAAACGAAGCUUCGGUUUUGUAUAAUCUCAAGUCUCGCUACUGCAGUGGCCUGAUUUAUACUUAUUCGGGGCUUUUCUGCGUUGCUAUAAAUCCUUAUAGAAGACUUCCCAUCUAUACCAUACAAGUGGUUAAUAAGUUCAAGGGAAAGAGAAGGAAUGAAAUGCCACCGCAUUUGUUCUCCAUAGCCGACAAUGCUUAUCAUAAUAUGCUGCAGGAUCGCGAGAAUCAAUCUAUGCUUAUCACCGGUGAAUCUGGCGCCGGUAAAACGGAAAAUACGAAGAAAGUAAUUUCUUAUUUUGCUUCUGUCGCCGCAACUCAAUCGUCUAAAGAACAACCAGCGGAAGGAAGUUCGAAGAAAGCGGUAACUUUGGAAGAUCAAAUAGUCCAAGCUAACCCGGUUCUUGAGGCAUACGGAAACGCUAAAACAAUCCGUAAUAAUAACUCUUCCCGUUUCGGUAAAUUCAUAAGAAUUCAUUUCGGUACUACGGGAAAAAUUGCUGGAGCUGAUAUUGAGACUUAUCUUCUGGAAAAAUCGCGCAUUACGUACCAACAACCUGGGCGCGAGCGCAAUUAUCAUAUUUAUUAUCAAAUUACAUCUAAUUAUAGUAAGGAGUUCACUGAUAAACUCCUUAUCGCCCAAGAUCCUGGCCUAUAUCAUUUUAUCAAUCAAGGCUGUCUUCAAGUUGAAAAUUUAGACGAUGCUGAAGAAAUGAAAUUCACCGAUGAUGCUUUUGGCGUCCUCGGCUUUACUGAAGAAGAAAAGAUGGGCUUGUAUAAGUGUACUGCAGCCAUUAUCUGGUUUGGCGAGAUGAAAUUUAAACAAAGACCAAGAGAAGAACAAGCUGAAGCCGAUGGAACAUCAGAGGCUGAAAAAGUUGCCUAUCUCUUGGGGGUUAAUGCUGGCGAUCUCCUAAAGAGCUUGCUAAAACCGAAAGUCAAAGUUGGUAAUGAAAUGGUUACCAAAGGACAAAAUCUGGAUCAAGUUAAUUUUGCUGUUGGCGCCUUAGCUAAAUGCUUAUAUGAUAGAAUGUUUAAGUGGCUUGUCGCAAGAGUAAACAAAACUUUAGACACAAAGAACAAGAGGCAAUAUUUCAUAGGCGUUCUGGAUAUUGCUGGUUUCGAAAUUUUUGAGUACAAUACCUUUGAACAACUUUGUAUCAACUAUACCAAUGAAAGAUUGCAACAAUUCUUCAAUCAUCAUAUGUUCGUCUUGGAACAAGAAGAAUACAAGAAAGAAGGUAUAAACUGGGAAUUUAUUGAUUUUGGUAUGGAUUUACAACAAUGUAUUGAUUUGAUUGAAAAGCCGAUGGGUAUUCUGUCCAUCCUUGAAGAGGAAUGCAUGUUCCCUAAAGCUACUGAUAAAACCUUUAUGACAAAAUUAUACGAAAAUCAUUUGGGUAAAUCGCCCAAUUUCGGAAAACCCAAGCCGGACAAGAAAGCUAAAUAUGAGCCUCAUUUCGAAAUUUAUCAUUAUGCCGGUACUGUUCAAUAUAACAUCAAUGGAUGGUUGGAUAAGAACAAAGAUCCCAUCAACGAUACCGUUGUUCAACUACUCCAAGCUUCUAAAGAACCUCUAGUUGCUAUGUUCUUUGCGGAACCUAAAGAUGAUAAACCUGCUGCUGGUAAGAAGAAGAAGAAGGGAGGAGCCUAUCAAACCAUUUCAGCGACUCAUCGGGAAUCUCUAAACAAACUUAUGACGAACCUGAAGACUACUCAGCCUCACUUUGUCCGAUGUAUUAUCCCGAACGAAAAUAAGGCUCCCGGAGAAAUUGAUGCUCACCUUGUAUUGCACCAACUGCAAUGUAACGGUGUAUUGGAAGGAAUAAGAAUUUGUAGGAAGGGAUUUCCAAAUAGAAUCAUUUAUUCGGAAUUUAAGCAACGUUAUUCGAUCCUUGCUCCCAAUGCUAUUCCUCAAGGUUUUGUUGAUGGAAAGGUCGUUACCGAGAAGGUUCUCGUGGCUAUCCAAUUGGCGGACAAUGAUUAUAGAUUAGGUCACACAAAAGUUUUCUUUAGAGCUGGUGUCCUCGGUCAACUCGAAGAUAUGCGCGAUGAGAAAUUAUCUAAAAUUAUUUCUCUUUUCCAAGCUCAUAUCAGAGGUUAUCUUAUGCGUCGUAAUUACAAGAAAUUGCAAGAUCAACGUAUGGGUCUUUCCGUUAUCCAAAGAAAUAUUAGGAAAUGGUUGACUUUGAGAAAUUGGCAAUGGUGGAAAUUAUACACAAGAGUUAAGCCUUUGUUGUCUAUCGCUCGCCAAGAGGAUGAAAUGAAAAAGAAAGAAGAAGAGCUGGAAAAAGCUAAAGAAGAUAUUGCUAAGUUGGAAAAACAUAAGAAGGAGCUAGAAGAGCAAAAUGUAACUCUCCUUCAAGCUAAAAACGACCUGUUCUUGCAAUUACAAGCCGAGCAAGACACCUUAACUGAUCGUGAGGAAACUAUUCAAAAGCUGAUAACUCAAAAAGCCGACUAUGAGAGUCAAAUGAAAGAAUUGGAAGAACGUCUUCAAGAAGAAGAAGAUGGUGCUGAGGCUCUUGAAGAUGCCAAACGCAAGGUUGAGCAAGAAUGUGAAAAUCUUAAAAAGGAUGUUGAAGAUAUGGAAUUAACGAUCCAAAAAGCAAAUCAAGAUAAACAAACUAAAGAGAACCAGAUUCGAACUCUUCAGGAUGAAAUGGCCCAACAAGACGAUCAAAUUUCGAGACUCAACAAAGAUAAGAAAAAUCUCGAUGAAAACCUGAAGAAGACCCAAGAUGACUUAGCAGCAGAAGAAGACAAAUGUAAUCAUUUGAAUAAGCUGAAACAAAAGUUGGAGCAGAAUAUUGACGAAUUAGAAGAUUCUUUGGAGAGAGAAAAGAAACAAAGAAGCGAUGUUGAAAAAGUGAGAAGAAAGUUAGAGAGUGAAUUAAAACAAACUCAGGAAACAGUUGACGAUCUUGAGAGAGUGAAGAGAUCCCUAGAAGAACAAUCUAAGAAGAAAGAUUCGGAAAUCAGUAAUUUGAAUUCAAGAUUAGAGGAUGAACAAUCUCUAAUCGCUCAAUUACAAAAGAAAAUUAAAGCUCUUCAAGCUCGCAUAGAGGAACUAGAAGAAGAGCUCGAAGCCGAAAGAGCUGCUAGAAUGAAGGUCGAAAAACAGAGAGCCGAAUUAAAUAGAGAGUUAGAUGAACUUUCAGAUCGUCUAGAUGAAGCUGGUGGUGCAACCCAAGCUCAAAUGGAAUUGAACAAAAAGAGAGAGAUGGAGAUGCAAAAGCUAAGAAGAGACUUAGAAGAACAGCAAUUGCAGCAUGAACAGCAAGCUGCAACAUUAAGAAAAAAACAGCAAGAUGCUGUUAAUGAACUUUCGGAGCAAUUAGAUCACUUAAGUAAAACCAAAGCCAAUAUUGAAAAGGAGAAGAAUAAGUUAAAAUUAGAAGUUGAUGAUUUAAAUGCUCAAGUGGAACAUGUUUCAAAGAGCAAAUCAGCGGCCGAAAAAAUGAGCAAACAGCUAGAAAGCCAACUGUCCGAAACUUCUACACAGCUAGAAGAAUCCACGAGGAAGAUAUCCGAAUUAACCUCGCAUCAAUCCAGAGUGCAAACAGAAUCAUCCGAAUUACUAAGGCAAUUAGAAGAAGCUGAAAGUCAAAUAAAACAACUGGCAAGAACGAAGGCAAACCUAACAAAAUCUAUAGAAGAACUGAAAGUAAAUCUCGAAGAUGAAUCUCGUGCAAAGGCCAAGUUACACGGUGAAGCUCGUAACCUUCAAGCUGAUGUGGAUAGUCUAAGAGAUCAAUUGGAAGAAGAACAAGAAUCAAAGAGUGAUUUACAAAGGCAAUUGACCAAGGCUCAGAAUGAAGCUGCCGAAUGGCGUAGAAGAUGUGAAUCUGGAGAAGGUAGCGUAAGAAGUGAGGAAUUAGAUGAAUUAAAACGUAAGUUGGGAGCUAAAUUAUCCGAAACUGAGCAAGCUUUGGAGGCUGCCCAAGCUAAGGUAUCAAGCUUGGAGAAAACGAAGGUUAGGUUACAAGGAGAAUUAGAAGAUAUUGUCAUUGAAGUAGAAAGGUCGCAAACUCUGGCAAAUCAGGCUGAAAAGAAACAACGGCAAUUCGAUAAGAUGAUUGACGAAUGGAAGAAGAAAUCAUCAGAUCUUCAAGCUGAAUUAGAACAAGCAAAUCGCGAUUCAAGAGCAAAUGCUGCCGAAGUGUUCAAGCUCAAGACCCAACUCGAAGAAUCCCAUGAUACAAUGGAGGCACUAAGAAGAGAAAACAAAAAUUUGAACGAAGAGAUACGAGAAUUAACGGAUCAAUUGGGAGAAGGCGGAAAAUCUGUUCACGACCUAGAAAAAGCUCGUCGACGUUUGGAAAUGGAAAAAGAAGAAUUACAAGCUGCUCUGGAAGAAGCUGAAGCUGCCUUGGAGCAAGAAGAAGCCAAAGUAAUGAGAGCUACUCUCGAAAUUUCUGCUGUCAGACAGGAUAUUGAACGACGCCUUGCAGAGAAGGAUGAAGAAUUUGAGAACACUCGCCGCAAUCAUCAACGAGCCCUUGAUUCUAUGCAAGCUUCUCUUGAAGCUGAAAGCCGCGGUAAAACAGAAGCAUUGCGCGUAAAGAAGAAGUUAGAGCAAGACAUUAACGAGUUGGAAGUUGCUUUAGAUGGUGCCAACAGAGGUAGAGCUGAAGCUGAAAAGAAUGUCAAAAAAUAUCAAAUGCAUAUUAGAGAGUUGGAGAUGCAACUGGAAGAAGAGCAACGCUCAAGAGACGAAGCACGAGAACAAUACACUUCAUCAGAAAGACGUGCAAAUGUUCUGGCUGGCGAAAUCGAAGAACUUCAUACUCAGUUAGAAGCAUCAGAAAGAGCCAGGAAAUCUGCUGAAGGAGACCUCCAUGAGGCCGUUGAUCGUGUAUCCGAACUAACUACAACUAACUCCUCACUUAUGGCACAUAAGCGCAAGCUAGAGAACGAUAUACAAGCUAUGCAGAGUGAUAUGGAUGACCAAUUGAAUGAACUUCGCACUUCUGAAGAGCGUUCCAAGAAAGCCAUGUCUGAUGCUGCCAAGUUGGCUGAAGACUUGAGAAAGGAGCAAGAUCAUUCUAGCAGCAUUGAAAAGCUAAGAAGAUCGCUAGAAUCGCAGGUUAAAGAACUGCAAGCUAGAUUAGAUGAAGCUGAGGCGAAUGUUCUUAAAGGUGGAAAGAGAACUAUCCAAAAAUUGGAACAAAGGGUCCGUGAUCUUGAAGUUGAGUUGGAUAGCGAGCAACGUCGCCACGCCGAAACUUCAAAGAAUUUCAGAAAACAAGAUAAACGCCUUAAAGAGCUUGCCUUCCAGAAUGAUGAAGAUCGUAAAGCGCAAGAAAGAAUGCAAGAUGUUAUCGAUAAAUUACAGAACAAAAUCAAAACUUAUAAACGUCAAGUGGAUGAAGCAGAAGAGAUUGCUGCCGUAAAUCUUGCUAAAUACAGAAAGGUUCAACACGAAUUAGAAGAUGCCGAAGAGAGAGCUGACAUGGCUGAAAAUACUUUGGCUAAAUUAAGAGCAAAGAAUCGCAGUUCAAUUUCAACUUCUCGUACAGUGACUGGCGGUCAUGGAACGACGACUAUUAAGACAAAGUCUUCUCGUAUAACUUCACAAGAAUCAUAG